This is a messenger RNA of Tachysurus fulvidraco (yellow catfish), 800 nucleotides long. RefSeq names its product cytochrome c oxidase assembly factor 8. Bases 30 to 617 code for a protein of 195 amino acids. Gene Ontology annotation, cellular component: mitochondrion. Lineage: Eukaryota; Metazoa; Chordata; Actinopteri; Siluriformes; Bagridae. The transcript is spliced from 5 exons. The record is from RefSeq and is a predicted model, not a curated record. Gene Ontology annotation, biological process: intrinsic apoptotic signaling pathway.
AGGUGGAUUUGGUGGUCAUGUAAUUUGAAAUGAAUGUCAGAAGAGUUGGACGCUUGUUCUUUAGGUCUCAGUGUUUAAGUCGUGGUGUCCUGACGAGUGUUCAACAGCGCACUGAUCAAACCCCGUCGGAGAUAAGUGAGAAAACCAGAUUUAUCCCAGCUCCAGCAUCUAAAUAUGACUGGAUUGGGCCACCAGACAAACUGUCAAACCUGCGGCCGAUCAUAUACCACAUCCCUGAGAAUGAGACAACGCUGGAGAGGAAACUCAGACAUCUGAGGCAGGACACAGAGGACUGGAACCAUGACUUCUGGAUGGGGCAAAAUAUCACCUUUAGCAAGGAGAAAGAGGAAUACAUUCAGUCACAGCUGAAGGCAAAAGGACUGACAGAAAGAGAUGAGAAUGGAAGAAAAAGGAGUUUAAAUAGUGAGGAAAUGGCAACCUUCUACAAACACUUCUUGGACAAAAACUAUGAGAAACAUGCAGCCUAUAACAAAGAAUGGUACCAAAGGAACUUCACCAUUACAACACUGAUGGCCAGAGUAACUCUGCAUAAUUUCUGGAGCACAGUCAUUGGUCGAGCAAGGAGUAAAAGCAAACCAACAACAUUGUCCAAAUAAAUAUUUGUGUGUGCAUGCUGUUUAACACCAAAAAAAUUCCACAAUUCAUUAGUGUUGAUCACACUGGAAAUCUGUCAAAAUGUAAAUCUAAAAUCAUUAUAGUAUUUAUGUGUUAUAUUCAUUUAACUGCACGUAACAAGCUCAGAUGCAUAAAGCAUUGUGAAAUACAGAAAUACAUAACCA